AAGUUUUUAUAACAAUGUUUAUGGCAAAGAACUUGCAUGGUUGCUUUUUAAUUAAAAUUUUAUGAAGUUUAUGUAAUAAUAUCUUUAAAAUAAUAAAUUAUUGUAAGAAUUAUAGAAGUAAAAAUAUAUUUUAGAAGAUAUAUAAAAAUAAUGGCAUAUAUAAAUUAUGAUGAUAUCAGAAUAAAAAAUGAAUUCAAAAAGUUUUUUAGUACAAAAAGUAUUGGAGAACAAUGUACAAAAGAAUCUUUAAUGCAUUUAUAUAAUAAAUUUUUAGCAACAAAAAACCAAAAAAUGAAUAUAUCUCAGUUAGAACAUGCAUUUAUAUCUAUUUUAAAUAUAAAAUUGUCUUCCAAAGAUUUUAGUACCUUAUUUCAAAAGAUAAAUUUAAACAAAGAUGGAUAUGUAACAUGGAAUGAAUUUAUUUCUUAUUUAAUUAUGGAAUUUCAAAAGACGGAUAUAUCCUUACAACAUCAAAUGUUAGAACUUCCACUUACAGGCUCUCCUAAAAUAUUAAAAACACAUCAUCGUAGUCCGAUUUGUAAAAUUGCUUUCUAUCCUGAAUUACUUUCAGAUCGAAGCAGCAGUUUCCAAAGAGGCUGUUAUCUGACAGUUAGUAGAGAUGGAGUUAUUAAUUAUUGGUCAUUAGAUUUUAAAUACGAACGCAGUGUACAAUCUACAAAUCCAUUUUUGAAGGUGCAACAAACCACAAUAACUGAUAUGAUAAUAAUGCCAGAUGUUCAAAUAAUAUGUACAAGCUCUACUGAACGUGAUUUAAGAUUUUAUGAUGUUGUAGCAAAGAAAUUUGAAUUGCGUGUGAUGGAUGAGCUGCCUAAUCUAAAAGUUACAGAAAUUAAACAUGUACAUACAAAUUGGGUAAAUCAAGUGGCUUAUUAUGGAACUCUUAAAGCUUUCAUGUCUAGCAGCAAAUGUUCAGAAUGUUCAUUAUUAUUUAGUGAUCCUACAAGGAUGAGAAUACAAUAUAAGUUUAUUGUUACAAGGGGAAUAACUUGUUUUAAUUUUUGUGAAGAAAGUCAAAUACUUGUAACAGGUGGCCCUGAUUGCAUAAUUCGAGUUUGGAAUCCUUUUGUACCAACAAAAGCAAGCAAUAUUUUUCAAGGACACAAAGCAACUAUUUGUGCUAUAAUAUUACAAAAGGCAGGCCAGCGUAUAUAUUCUUUAUCAAAAGAUAAAUGCAUAAAAGUUUGGGAUGUUCCUACUUAUACUUGUAUACAGACAUACAAUGGUCUACAAAGUGAACUAAGUGAAAACGUAAGAGUAUCCGUAAUUUAUAAUAAAUUAACACAUAAAAUGAUCAUUGGUAGUACGAUAAUUGCCAUUGUUGUUUGUGAACAAGUAAUCAAUAAAGAAAUAUCAGAUGGAAUUUCUCAUACAAAGCCUGUUAGUUCUGUACUUUAUAAUCAUUUAUAUAAAUUGAUUGUUUCUACAGGAUUAGAUUCAUGUAUUAUAGUAUGGGAUCCUUGGCUUGGUCGUCGUUUAUAUUUAGUGACUAAUGCUCAUAGUAUUUUACUAUAUGGACAAUAUGUUAACAUUGAAAUUACUGCUGCUACUUUCGAUAACUCUGAACAAUUAUUGGUAACAGGUGCUAGAAAUGGAUCAUUAAAAAUAUGGAAUUUUAAUACAGGAACAUGCUUACGAAAUAUGGCAAUAGAGGAUCAAUGUGAAAUAACUAGUUUAACUUGGGUGGAGAAUCGCGUUUUAUGUACAGGAUGGAAUCAACGUGUUACAGAAUUUACUAUCUCUGAACUUCACACAUAUAAAAAAAGCUGGGAGUUGAUACAUACAGAUGAUGUACUUUUUUCAGCUGUACAAUAUCCACAAGUUUUAGCCACUGCUUCAUAUAAUGGAGAAAUAAUUUUAUGGCAACUUGAAACAGGUCAACCAUACAGAAGAUAUCAAGUGAGUAAUGCAACUGGAAGAUAUGCUAUUAAACAUAAAAAUAAUCUUAAAGAAAAUAUGAAAGAAUCUUUGUCAAAAAUAAAAGAAGCUAAAUUGGAACAACAAAUUUUAAAUAAAGAGGACUAUGAUCAAUUUAACAAAUACAUUGAAAUUUGUUCUCAUCAACAAUCAGCAAUAAAUAGAAGUCGAUUAGUGACUAUCUGUGCCAUUAUAUAUUUAAACUCAAGACCAAUGAAUCCUAAUAUUGGUACAUUAUUAGUUUCACUUGAAUCUGGAAUUGUACAAGUUUGGAGUCAUCAUCCUGCUGGAGGAUUCUUAACAGGUUUCUCAGUUAUUCAUGCGAGAAGAGAUUCUGCUAUUUCUUUAGCUACUGAUCCUGAAAAUAAUUUCUUGAUAACAGGCCAUUGUCUUGGAUAUAUAAAAGUUUGGUAUCUUGCAAAUUAUACAAUACCUAAUCCUCCUAAAGUAUGUAUGCCACUUUUAAGAUUAGAAUUUCCAUUUCUUUGGAAAGAUAUAAUAAAUGGUCGUGCUAAGCGGGCUGUACAAGACCAAUCAUUACCACUUUUAUUAUCAUCUCUUCGUGGUCAUACAAAGGCAGUUACGUGUCUUCAGAUAAUUCCUGAUGCACGUAUUAUUAUUAGUGGAAGUGCAGAUCAUACAGUACGUUUAUGGACUUUGGGAGGUCGUUAUAUAUCAACUCUGGGAACAUUUAGAGAAUGGAUGCCAAUUUUACCUCACAUAGCUGCAUCUAAAUAUUUUCAACAUUUUAGAUAUCCCAUGGAUAUUAAAAGAUCUGCUAGUUUCACUACUAUGAAAGUUCUUCAAGGAGGUCUAGGCUCAGUAGAGACUAAAGAUAUUGAUGAAAUUGACUAUUUGAAGGUAAUUCCAGAACAGAGUAGACAUAUAUUGUAUGGAGAACAAUUACAAAGUCCAAUUCUUGGAAAUUAUUACAAAAUAUCUGACGAAACAAAACGUUAUAUUGAGCCAACAGUUUUGGAUAAUUCUUUAACACAUAUACCCGUCUACACACACCUAAUAACACAUACUUUAAAACACAUUGAAUCUAAGUUAUCCUUAAUCGUACAUGGUCAAAAAAAGGAAUUUUUGUAAAACGAUAUCAUCAUUGUCAUUAUUUCUGCUUAUGUCAAAUAAUAUUAUGGAU
Vespula vulgaris is the source of this 3079-nucleotide messenger RNA. It is a transcript of the gene WDY, whose product is annotated as WD repeat-containing protein on Y chromosome. The record is from RefSeq and is a predicted model, not a curated record. Gene Ontology annotation, molecular function: calcium ion binding; protein binding. The transcript is spliced from 17 exons. NCBI's taxonomy places the organism in Eukaryota, Metazoa, Arthropoda, Insecta, Hymenoptera, Vespidae. The coding region runs from base 151 to 3027 and encodes 958 amino acids.